Haemonchus placei is the source of this 459-nucleotide messenger RNA. Lineage: Eukaryota; Metazoa; Nematoda; Chromadorea; Rhabditida; Trichostrongylidae. The record is from the annotation of a GenBank genome assembly.
AUGUCUUCACUGAAUAUUCUUCCACGAGAUGAUGAGGAGCACUCUCCCGGUCUUAGCCAGAAGAUCAAGAUCCCAAAGAAACGAUACUCCUAUGCUGAUCCUCUGGAACGAAUGGAUACCCCAGUGUUUGACAAAAGUAAAACGAAUCAAGUGAAGAAAGGCCCAUCGUCUGCGGCUACAGUUCUGACUAUGGCGGGCAUGUUCGUCGUUGGAAUUCUUCUGAUGAUGAGUGGAACAAUUGUGUUGAUAGCGCAUACCGAAACGCCGUUCAUCAUCGCCGGCUGUCUGUUUAUGGGUGUCGGCUUUGCAAUGCUGCUCGUAUGUGGUAUUCUACAACGAAAGAAUGUCGUCAAGUUCAUUCUCGAUAUGAAUAGGGAUCUGUACUUUUUGAAUAUCAACAAAAGUACUAUGUGGAAAUCGAUGUUUGAAAGUCGAGCUGAUUUACCGCUUUCUGAAUGA